AUUUGCAAAAUUUGUCUUCUUUUCUUCUUAGGGAUCUUGUCUGCAUGCCAGAUCUCUUGCUGCCUCUCCCCCGUCUGUCUCUGCUUUCUCUCGUAGAGAUCUCGCUACUUGUAAACUUUUCGAUUUCCUUCCGAUCCAAAAUCCCAUAUUGCCUGCUCCCUGAUGGGGUUUCGUUCAAACCCUAGGUUUCUCUUUGUAGCUGCUGCUGCUUUUCUUCUACUAUUCUCCUUCUCUUACAUCGCCGCUGCUGAGGCAGAUGGGGUGGAAAAUGAGGGAGAUGAAUCAAGAUCCUUUCAAGAUCUCGGCCGCCGUGGCAUGAUUGUUACAAGUGGUGGUGAUGCCAAAUCUGUUCUUAAAUUGGACUCUGGUCUUGGACUUUUUGAUGCAUUCUUUGCUAGCUUCUCAAUGAUUAUGGUCAGCGAGAUUGGAGAUGAGACUUUUAUAAUAGCAGCUCUUAUGGCUAUGCGACACCCUAAAUCUACUGUUUUGUCUGGUGCACUCACUGCAUUGAUUGUUAUGACAGUACUUUCUACUGGACUAGGUAGGAUUGUGCCAAAUUUGAUAUCAAGAAAGCAUACAAAUAGUGCAGCCACAAUUCUGUACGCAUUUUUUGGCCUUCGGUUGCUUUACAUUGCCUGGAGAUCAGAUUCAAAAUCAUCCCAGAAGAAAGAAAUGGAGGAGGUAGAAGAAAAACUUGAGUCUGGUCAAGGGAAAACAUCCUUCCGUCGUUUAUUUUCAAGAUUUUGUACACCAAUAUUUUUGGAGUCAUUUAUUUUAACCUUUCUAGCUGAGUGGGGAGACCGUAGCCAGAUUGCUACAAUUGCUUUGGCAACACACAAAAAUGCGCUCGGUGUAGCUGUGGGGGCUACUUUGGGACAUACUAUCUGCACUUCCCUGGCUGUAGUGGGUGGAAGCAUGCUAGCAUCUAAGAUCUCACAAGGGACAGUUGCUACGAUUGGAGGCUUACUUUUCCUUUGCUUUUCCUUGUCUUCUUAUUUCUAUCCUCCUCUGUAAGUGAUAAUGUAGGCAAACCUGAUAUACGUCUCUUUUUUUUUUUUUUUUGAAGUGUCGACGCUCUUUUUAUUUUUUCUCGAAACAAGCACUAUGCUAACUCUGGUCGACUCCAUACAGAUGUUAUUCUUUUGCACAAUUAGCAUAUAUGUCAAAUGUUUCUUCAAUUUUA
Messenger RNA from Populus euphratica (Euphrates poplar), 1183 nucleotides. Its product is annotated as GDT1-like protein 4. The transcript has 10 exons. NCBI's taxonomy places the organism in Eukaryota, Viridiplantae, Streptophyta, Magnoliopsida, Malpighiales, Salicaceae. The record is from RefSeq and is a predicted model, not a curated record. The coding region runs from base 163 to 1014 and encodes 283 amino acids. Gene Ontology annotation, cellular component: Golgi apparatus. Gene Ontology annotation, molecular function: manganese ion transmembrane transporter activity; calcium ion transmembrane transporter activity. Gene Ontology annotation, biological process: manganese ion transmembrane transport; Golgi calcium ion homeostasis; Golgi calcium ion transport.